Rhizoctonia solani is the source of this 1659-nucleotide messenger RNA. RefSeq lists its product as uncharacterized. The record is from RefSeq and is a predicted model, not a curated record. The transcript is spliced from 12 exons. The coding region runs from base 1 to 1659 and encodes 552 amino acids. Lineage: Eukaryota; Fungi; Basidiomycota; Agaricomycetes; Cantharellales; Ceratobasidiaceae.
AUGGCUAGUAAUCUGUCCACUGAAAAGGCUGCUCAGAUCAAGAAACUUCAUGAGCAGAAAGCCUCUAUUGAUAAGAUGAUUUCCAGUAUUGCUGGUACACCCAAAGUAGCAGCAUCUCCAACAGAUCCACUGGCAAAUACUGUAAAAAUCCUUGGGUUCCAGAGCUUCCCAAAGCCAGCCAAAUUGCAUGGACAGAACAUGCAGAGACUUUGUGGAUUAGACAAUUGCAUGUGGGGUAUUUUUAAGGAAGAGCUUAAGGGUAUUGCUUCUUGGCAAGGCAUGGACUUGAGAUUUAGUAUCACCAAGCAGCCAAUCUCACAAUGUGUCACCAACACUGUUAACAAGAUGGUUGAAACUCGCCCUGAGAUACGCCAGAAGGUAUUGGAUCCUGAUUGGUUCAUCAGGCAAACGCUCCAAGGCCUACUGAAAGCCUCGGGCAAAAGUCAUUGGAAACAACGCGCAAGCAAAAGCCCAAGAAAACAAGCAAGGUUGGCAAAGACAACAACAACAACAACAACAACAACAACACAACAACAACAACAACACAACAACACAACAACAACACACAACAACAACAACAACAACAACAACACAACAACACAACAACAAAACAAAAACAAAGACAAAGAUAAAGGCAAGCGCGAUGACAGGGAAGACAAGGAAGACAAAAACAAAGACAAAGACAAGGGCAAAAAGGACGAGAAAAGAGAGAGGGAAAAGGAAGAGAAGAACAAGAGGAAGACACAGAGCAAUGUGGACGAAAUUCCGAAUCAAACCGCACCACAAGCCUCUGCCAGUGCUGCUACUAACAAGGAUGCGGGCACCAAUCAAGGUGAGGCCGUAUCCAGUUCCAACGCAUUCAAUUCCACUCCAGCGCCUCCUGCCCGUCUUUUUGCGGAAGAGCUUCACACUGCUAGGGAUUGGUCAUCCCCAGUGCAGACUCCAUUUACUUCUGGCCGAUUCGACCUCAAAAAUGAUGUUGGCAAUGGGGACGGGCCUACUCCUAUGCCAACUAAAAUUCAGCAGAUUCCUACGAAGAAAGCCUUGGUAUUGAACUACAACAGCGAUUCGGACGAGGCUGAGGAUAAUGAACGCACUCCCAAGCCACCAAGCUUCAUGUCGCAAACUAAAAAGGUUCAAGUUUUCACUAAGGCUAACAACAACCGUAAUCAGACUUUGGAACACAAAGCGCCUGGAGGUAAGGUUUCCACAGAGCAACCAGCAUGUGACGCUCCUGCCAAGCCUUCGGCCAAGUCAAACCCCACCCCGCAGGUGACGGAUUCCAGAGCAGAGUCUCGCGGUCGACACAAGAAUCCCGCUGAAGUUCCCGUUACUCUAGCUACGGAUACAAGCCUGGUAGUUAGUAAGCGCAAGGCAAGGGAACACAAUGAAAUACCCAAAGCGCCAGUUUCAAAGAAGGGAAAGGCGACAACUACUAUCCAGCAGACCCCAGCUUGCACCUUUCUUGCCAAAAACUUCGAGGCGCCCGUUCCAGCUUCCCCUUUUGCAAAAGCCCGUAUGACCCGAUCUCAAGCAACUCAACCACCAGCUGCCAGCUCUAGUACACUACCCCCACCCCCAGCAGCACCGAAAUCGAAAGCUGAGGUCAGGAAAAUUGCCGCGCAAAAGGCUGCCGCCACACGACUUGCGAAAAGCUAG